UUUCCAUUCCCUUCCCCCAUAGCUGGUGGCGGAAGCGGAAGCAGAUUCCACUCGCCGCCGACCGGUCCAACCCUAGCCCUCCAACAAUGCCGGCCACCGACUCCUCGGCCUCGCCGGCGCACCACCACACCUCCUUCGGCCGCCACAUCCUCUCGCUGCGCCACCGCGACCACGGCGGCCAGAUCCGCCCCGCCCCGCCCACGCCCGACCACCCCAACGCCAACGCCAACCCCUCCCACCCCGCCGACAGCGAGGUCGACGCCUUCCAGCGCCACGCCGCCGACCUCCUCCUCGACCUGCUCCCCUGCUCCCCCGACGCCGCCCCCGCCCCCGCCGCCGACGCCGACGCCAAGGCCUCCACCGGCCCGCCCGAGAUCCUCUCGAUAGCGUGGACCCGCCACCUUCUCGACUCCUUCUUCAUCUGCCUCGAGGAGUUCCGCUCCGCGCUCCUCGGCCAGGGCCCCGCCGCCCUCGCCCGCCCCCCGCUCGACCGCCUCGUCGCCGACUUCUUCGACCGCGCAGUCAAGGUGCUCGACCUCUGCAACGCGCUGCGCGACGGCCUCGACCAGCUCCGCCAGUGGCGCAAGCACCUCGCCAUCGCCGCCGCCGCGCUCGCCCCCCACCCCGCCGCGCCGCUCGGGGAGGGCCAGAUCCGCCGCGCGCGCAAGGCGCUCACCGACCUCACCAUCCUCAUGCUCGACGACAAGGACGCAGGCGGCGGCGGGGGGCAGCGGAACCGCUCCUUCGGCCGAGCCCUCAACGGCGCCAAGGACGCCGCCGGGGGACAGAGCCGGGGGCACCACCGCCGCAGCAGCAGCGGCUCCGGCUCCGGCUCCGGCGGCUCCCACUUCAGGUCCCUGUCCUGGAGCGUGUCCCGCUCCUGGUCCGCCUCGCGCCAGCUGCAGGCCAUCGGGGGCAACCUGCCGGUGCCCCGCGCCAACGACGUCGCCGCCACAGGCGGCCUCGCCUCCGCGGUGUAUACCAUGGGCGCCGUGCUCUUCGUCACCGCGUGGGCGCUCGUCGCCGCCAUCCCCUGCCAGGACCGCGGCCUCCAGGCGCACUUCGCCGUGCCCAGGAGCUUCCCCUGGGCCGGCCCGGUCACCACGCUCUACGAGCGCGUCCUCGAGGAGUCCAAGAAGAAGGACCGCAAGCACUCAUGCGGGCUGCUCAAGGAGAUACACCUCAUCGAGCGGUGGUCGCGGCAGCUCAUGGAGAUCACCGACGCCGCGCAGUUCCCCCUGGACAAGGAGAAGGACGCCGAGGUGCGGGAGGCCGCGCAGGAGCUGGUGCAGGUGUGCGACACGCUCAAGGACGGGCUCGACCCGCUCGAGCGUCAGGUGCGCGAGAUGUUCCACCGCAUCGUGCGCACCAGGACGGAGAUCCUCGACUGCUUGAGUAGGCCCAACACCGCCGAGUAGGCGAUGGAUCAUCGCUGUUUGGUUGGACAUUACCCUCAAAUUGCAGACAGACUGCUCCACCGAUGAAUGAUCGCCGAUUGAAGUGGAGGUAGCUUUCCUCUGCAUAAGUUAAGUUAGCAACUACAUUAUACAUGUGUCUUGAUGCAUAGAGGCCGGCGUGGCCUUAUGAUAAAAUCCGAGUUCGUUUAGUUGUAUUCGAUUUAUUCUUUACUUGUAGCAGCUUGUGAAUCCUUGUCUUAUCACCUUGGCAGUGCGUCGUACUGACGGUCUAACACUAUUGUUUUCUUCUUCGAA
This is a messenger RNA of Hordeum vulgare subsp. vulgare (domesticated barley), 1712 nucleotides long. Its product is annotated as protein ROH1-like. The record is from RefSeq and is a predicted model, not a curated record. Lineage: Eukaryota; Viridiplantae; Streptophyta; Magnoliopsida; Poales; Poaceae. The transcript has a single exon. The coding region runs from base 87 to 1418 and encodes 443 amino acids.